GCUUUUGUUUACAAUAGCAACCAGUAUGAAAGACGUAGUUAGCAAGCUAGCUGGAGCUUGACAUUUAGUCGUUUUGUAAUAUUGGUUGCUGUUGGGUUGCUUCGUUAUCUGCGUGUUUAAAAUGGAUUCUGCUAGUCUUUAUUACUCUUUAGAUUUAGUGUCAGGCGCGGGUUUAACACUGAGCAGUGAGCAGAGAACAGCGCUGCAGACGUCGCUUGUUAUUGUGCAGAAGAACUACAGAUUCAAGCGUGUUUUAUUUUGGGGAAAGAUCCUUGGCAUAAAACACGAUUAUUUUAUUGCCCAGGGCGUAACAGAUGAUGAAAUGAAGGAUAAAAAGGCGUUAUACAGUUUUGAUUGCAUGGAAUGGCACCUACUGCCACCACCCACGGAGGAGAUGGUUGCCGAGGUCGGUGUGGCUGCAAGUGGCCGAUUCAUGGGAGAUCCCUCACAUGAGUAUGAGCACCAUGAGAUGAGGAAGAACGGGGACGAGGCAAUGGAAGAAGUUACGGUAAAGCUGAGCGAAGAGAAACGUGUGGCCGCAACCGUGUUUAACAUUGAUCAAGAGGUGUCCGUGGUCCCCCGGGGGGCGUACAUCAAAAGUCCACAUGGGACUGUGCAGAAGAACCGCAGCUUUGAGGGUCUGUCCUUCAGCGAAGCUGGGAAGCUGAGCAGCUACCUGCAUUUCAGCGAGCCCAAGAAGCAGAGGAAGCUGUCCAUCAUGGAGAUGGCUGAAUCAGACCCCUGCAAAGACUUCCUGGACCCGCUGAGCGAAGACAUCCCCAAAGGCAUGUGGAGUAUCCAGUUUGAGCGGGGCAGCAGUGCGUGCGUGCUGCGCUCUCUGCUGUGGCUGGGUCUCAGCUUCUACCACAUACCAGGCACUCCCCAACACGGCUACAUUUACAUGGGCACAGGCAUCAAGAACCUGGACCUGCCCUUCAUGCUCUAACCUCAACCAACAACGACAUACAAACAGUAACAAAUUCAUAACAGGAUGCACGCUGAGCGAGGUGGAUAAAGGUUAUCAUUUCUCUGACAACUUAUUUUAUUUACAUUGAAUAAUAAAGAUGACAUAAGAGA
Engraulis encrasicolus (European anchovy) is the source of this 1077-nucleotide messenger RNA. It is a transcript of the gene rsph9, whose product is annotated as radial spoke head component 9. NCBI's taxonomy places the organism in Eukaryota, Metazoa, Chordata, Actinopteri, Clupeiformes, Engraulidae. Bases 122 to 946 code for a protein of 274 amino acids. The transcript is spliced from 5 exons. Gene Ontology annotation, biological process: cilium movement involved in cell motility; motile cilium assembly; axoneme assembly. The record is from RefSeq and is a predicted model, not a curated record. Gene Ontology annotation, cellular component: axoneme; radial spoke.